This is a messenger RNA of Aspergillus thermomutatus, 1047 nucleotides long. Its product is annotated as 4-nitrophenylphosphatase. The coding region runs from base 1 to 1047 and encodes 348 amino acids. Gene Ontology annotation, molecular function: alkaline phosphatase activity; phosphoglycolate phosphatase activity. Lineage: Eukaryota; Fungi; Ascomycota; Eurotiomycetes; Eurotiales; Aspergillaceae. The transcript has 4 exons. The record is from RefSeq and is a predicted model, not a curated record.
AUGGCCCCUCCGGAGAGUCCUAAGGUGUACCCCGCGAUGACGCGCGCACCCCGCCAUCUAACAGGGAAUAAGGAGGGGAUCAAGGAGUUUUUGGAUAAAUUUGAUGUAUUUCUGUUCGAUUGCGAUGGAGUGCUUUGGUCUGGCGACCACCUCUUCCCUGGGACAGUUGAGACGCUGGAAAUGUUGAGGAGCAACGGUAUGCGCGCACCUGCUGGUGAGAUGCUGCGACCAAGAGACUUAUAUCCACCAGGCAAGCGGGUUGUUUUCGUAACAAACAACAGCACAAAGUCACGGGCCGACUACAAAAAGAAGCUGGAGAAGCUGGGGAUCCCUAGCACAACGGCGUGCACACCCGGCCAGGCUGACAAAAGAAAACAGGAAGAAAUCUUUUCCUCCUCGUACAGCGCAUCCAUUUAUAUUUCCCGUAUCCUCAAACUGCCGGAGAAUAAGCGAAAGGUUUUCGUCAUCGGAGAGACGGGGAUUGAGCAGGAGCUUCAAUCGGAGAACAUUCCCUUCCUUGGAGGCACAGAUCCUGCGUAUCGUCGCGAGGUGAGACCUGAAGACUACAAGCUUAUUGCAGCUGGGGACCCAUCGUUGCUUGAUCCCGAGGUUGGAGUCGUUCUCGUAGGCCUGGACUUCCAUUUGAACUACCUGAAGCUGGCGCUGGCAUAUCACUACGUCAAACGUGGUGCGAUUUUCCUUGCGACCAAUAUCGAUUCCACCCUUCCGAACUCAGGAACGUUAUUCCCCGGCGCGGGUUCCAUGAGUGCGCCGCUGAUCAUGAUGCUGGGCCAGGAGCCUGUCUCGCUAGGCAAGCCCAACCAGGCAAUGAUGGACGCAAUCGAGGGGAAGUUCAAGUUCAAUAGGUCUCGGACGUGUAUGGUGGGCGACCGUGUCAACACCGACAUCCGCUUUGGGUUAGAAGGCAAGCUCGGAGGCACUUUGGGUGUCCUCACUGGAGUCAGCUCAGAGGAAGACUUCGUGGCUGGGCCAGUUAGGCCUUCGGUGUACCUGCACAAACUUUCCGACCUUUUAGAAGCGAAGUGA